UCUCAAACCAUCUCCACGCACUCUAAGCCAUAUUCUUGGAGAACACACAGCACACCAUCAGUCUCUACAGGGCAAUGGUGGCCACCACCAUGUCUCUUUCCUCUUCGUCCUUCGCCGGCAAGGCCGUGAAGAACUUGCCCUCGCCGGCUCACAUUGGCGAGGCACGUGUGACCAUGCGCAAGACCGCCGUGAAGGCCAAGCAGGUUUCGUCGGGCAGCCCAUGGUAUGGCUCUGACCGUGUGCUCUACCUCGGCCCCCUUUCCGGGGAGCCGCCUAGCUACUUGACUGGUGAGUUUCCCGGUGACUACGGAUGGGACACCGCCGGGCUCUCGGCUGAUCCUGAGACCUUCGCCAAGAACCGGGAGCUCGAGGUGAUUCAUUGUCGAUGGGCCAUGCUCGGUGCCCUUGGUUGUGUUUUUCCCGAGUUGCUUGCCCGCAAUGGCGUGAAGUUUGGCGAGGCCGUCUGGUUCAAGGCUGGCUCUCAGAUCUUCAGCGAGGGUGGCCUCGACUACCUUGGCAACCCCAACCUCGUUCAUGCUCAGAGCAUCCUCGCCAUCUGGGCUUGCCAGGUUGUGCUCAUGGGUGCCGUUGAGGGGUACCGCAUUGCUGGUGGUCCGCUCGGCGAGAUCGUCGACCCACUCUAUCCUGGUGGCAGCUUUGACCCGCUUGGCCUGGCCGACGACCCCGAGGCAUUUGCGGAGCUCAAGGUUAAGGAGAUCAAGAAUGGACGCCUUGCCAUGUUCUCCAUGUUUGGCUUUUUUGUGCAGGCCAUUGUCACUGGCAAGGGCCCACUGGAGAACCUUGCAGACCACAUUGUCGACCCUGUCAACAACAAUGCGUGGGCAUUCGCCACCAACUUUGUGCCCGGGAAAAGAUUUGCCGGCUCCCAAAUCUUCAACGAAGGUGGCCUCGACUACCUCGGCAACCCAAGCCUCGUCCAUGCUCAGAGCAUCCUUGCCAUUUGGGCUUGCCAGGUUGUGCUUAUGGGCGCUGUUGAGGGGUACCGUGUUGCCGGCGGCCCACUCGGCGAGAUCGUUGACCCUCUCUACCCGGGCGGAAGCUUUGACCCACUCGGUCUGGCUGAUGACCCCGAGGCAUUCGCCGAGCUUAAGGUGAAGGAGAUCAAGAACGGCCGCCUUGCCAUGUUCUCAAUGUUUGGCUUCUUUGUCCAGGCCAUAGUCACCGGCAAGGGCCCACUCGAGAACCUUGGUGACCACAUCACCGACCCUGUCAACAACAACGCCUGGGCAUUUGCCACCAACUUCGUCCCCGGCAAAUAAGGUGUUCUGGAGCUGCUCACAGUGAAGUGUGAGGUUGUGUGGUUUGAUUUGUACUACCAUGAUGUAAAUUAUGAGAAUUGAAUUCUCUGGAGAAGCAUUGUUAGAUUUGGCA
Molecule: messenger RNA, 1392 nt
Organism: Hordeum vulgare subsp. vulgare (domesticated barley)
Lineage: Eukaryota; Viridiplantae; Streptophyta; Magnoliopsida; Poales; Poaceae
Product: chlorophyll a-b binding protein of LHCII type 1-like
Exons: 3
Coding region: 75-1280 (401 amino acids)
Biological process (GO): photosynthesis, light harvesting in photosystem I; response to light stimulus
Cellular component (GO): chloroplast envelope; plastoglobule; chloroplast thylakoid membrane
Source: RefSeq, a predicted model, not a curated record